Molecule: messenger RNA, 612 nt
Organism: Lasiodiplodia theobromae
Lineage: Eukaryota; Fungi; Ascomycota; Dothideomycetes; Botryosphaeriales; Botryosphaeriaceae
Exons: 4
Coding region: 1-612 (203 amino acids)
Source: RefSeq, a predicted model, not a curated record
AUGUCCGGCCCAAAACCUGAGUUCAAACCACUUCAAAACGUUUGUGAAUUCCUUACGGCUAUCCACAUCUACGCCGACGAAGCACGAGAGGGCAAAACGCGAUACGUCCCUGCGGUUCACUACUGCUCUCACGUGCGGAAAGAUCUUCGUCAGUGUCUCAUAUACGACAGUCAUGAGAAGAAUGCACGCUUGAUUGGUGUCGAGUACAUGGUCCCAAAGCACGUGUACGAAACGUUCCCUCCAGAAGAGCAGAAGCUGUGGCAUUCGCACGAGUUUGAGGUGAAAUCGGGCAUGCUCAUCUUGCCGAAGCCGGAGGAACACGAUGCAGAGGCAUGGGAGAUGGACGAAACCAAAGCCAUGGAGGAGAUCAUCGGCCUCUACGGCAAAACUUGGCACUUUUGGCAGACCGACGCUGGACAUGACUUUCCAUUUGGUUCUCCCCGGCUGAUGGGAUCGGCGACUCAACCAGAGCAGGUCAAUCUUGAAGAAGCCCUGGCAGAGCGUAACAAGACCUUUGGAGUCGAUCACAAAUCCAAAGCUGAGGCUCGAAAGCAUAUCGCUGCCCCCAAAGUCCAUCCAGAGGCGGAUAGUUGGUGGAAGUCCGCAGCGUAA